Molecule: messenger RNA, 1677 nt
Organism: Hevea brasiliensis (rubber tree)
Lineage: Eukaryota; Viridiplantae; Streptophyta; Magnoliopsida; Malpighiales; Euphorbiaceae
Product: mitochondrial uncoupling protein 5-like
Exons: 1
Coding region: 389-1366 (325 amino acids)
Biological process (GO): thiosulfate transport; succinate transmembrane transport; mitochondrial transport
Cellular component (GO): mitochondrial membrane
Molecular function (GO): succinate transmembrane transporter activity; thiosulfate transmembrane transporter activity; oxaloacetate transmembrane transporter activity
Source: RefSeq, a predicted model, not a curated record
GUGUAAGCGCGCAAGAGCCUAAUUUCCACCACCUUUCCGUUCAAAGCACCCCACCCGCUUAGCACACUAUAAAUUCCUCUCCACGCACCUUCUCCCAUCAUCAUUCAGUUCAUUCUCUCUUUCCUGCUGCAUAUGUCUCAGAGACCUAACGUCCCCCACUUCUCUUCUGUAGCCUUUGGUCUCCAUUCCCAUCUCCUGGUUUCCAGUGAGAUGAACCCAAAUUCUAACUGGUCUUGUAUUUCCCAUUAAAGAAUCUUAGAUCUUUCUUUCUCUGAUUGUUGCUUUGUUUCUUUUCCCUGAAAAAGACAAGAAAACCUCAUAAUUUUGCCAUUCUUUAAUUUAUUACCGACGAUUCUUGUUGUUUUGAUUCUUGGCAAGCUUUUGAAAAAUGGGUUUGAAAGGUUUUGUUGAAGGAGGCAUAGCUUCAAUUGUUGCUGGGUGCUCCACUCACCCUCUGGACCUCAUCAAGGUCCGUAUGCAACUCCAAGGGGAAACCCACGCACCAAAUCCUGCCGCCGUCCAAACUCUCCGGCCGGCUAUCGCUUUCCACACCACCACUCCUGGAACCACCAUUCAUUUGCCUCAACAACCAUUACCCGUUCCAGCACCUCGUGUGGGUCCCAUCGCUGUCGGUGUCCGCAUCGUACAGCAAGAAGGUGUAGCCGCGCUUUUUUCAGGUGUCUCUGCCACCAUGCUCCGCCAGACCCUCUAUUCCACCACCCGCAUGGGGCUCUACGACAUCUUGAAACAGAAAUGGACCGAUCCUAACACCAAAACCAUGCCUUUAGCUAGCAAGAUUGCUGCAGGGCUUAUAGCUGGUGGCAUCGGUGCAGCCGUUGGAAAUCCAGCCGAUGUUGCGAUGGUCCGCAUGCAGGCAGACGGGCGUCUGCCACCAGCUCAGCGCCGGAACUACAAGAGCGUGAUCGACGCAAUCACACGCAUGGCAAAGCAAGAAGGCAUUGCUAGCCUGUGGCGCGGGUCAUCGCUGACAGUCAACCGGGCUAUGCUGGUGACAGCAUCGCAGCUAGCAUCAUACGACCAAUUCAAGGAAAUGAUCCUGGAAAAAAGAUUGAUGCGCGAUGGACUUGGAACCCACGUGACAGCAAGUUUCGCGGCGGGAUUCGUGGCAUCGGUAGCAUCAAAUCCAGUGGACGUGAUAAAGACAAGGGUGAUGAACAUGAAGGUGGAAGCAGGGGAGGCGCCACCGUAUGCAGGGGCGUUAGAUUGCGCAAUAAAGACUGUGAAGGCGGAGGGUCCGAUGGCGCUGUACAAAGGUUUUAUACCAACGAUUUCGAGACAAGGCCCUUUCACGAUUGUACUGUUUGUGACACUGGAACAGGUUAGGAAGCUGUUCAAGGAUUUCUGAUGACGACGAAAAAGGAACUUAACAUCGCGUCUUUGAAUGUUGGGAUUUAAAAAAAAAAAAAAAAAAAAAAAAAAAAUUAUAUAUAUAUAUAUAUAUAUAUAUAUAUAUAUAUAUAUAUAUAUAUAUAUUAUUUGUGCUUUAAUAUUGAGAAGGAAUUAAGCUCCCCAACUCUGUAGGGAUAAUUGAAUUAAUUAUGUAGUAUUUUAUAAAAUAUUAAGUAAUAAUCUUUAAUUUGUCUUCCUUUCUUGAUUGUAUUAAUUAGUGUUUGAAAAUUGCUGAAGAACAAAAAGCAGAAGUCCAAUGAGAUCGAA